UGAGUCGAAACUUGCGGUAUCUGGUAGUGUAGUCCGUCGUGAGCGCGCGCGUUUUUCGGUAGAUCGAUUUUUUGUUCGCGAUCGCGCUUCAUAGCCCAAACGUGGCUCGCGGGUUUGUUUUGAUCGGUGGACAUCGGUUUCGGUUUAAUUGGCAGGCAGCUCACAGAACUGUAGACUGCAGACAGCCAGUUGUCAUCGCAAGAUGGAUUGACUGCGAAUUUUAGUUGAGGAUUGAGCAACCGUCUUUCCAGCUCAGUAGCUGCGACUAGUUUGGAGUUUUCCAUUGGCCGUUGAUAAUGUAGCGAAAAAAGAGAAAAUUGGUUGUGGAUAUGACUUUGGCGGACAGUCUGUGCAAGGACUGCCAAAAGGUCAAUCUGAUCGAGUGUGGCGAGCCUGCGGAACAACUUUGAAAACCUCCUCUCAGGUGUGAAAAGUGAAAACAUAAGCCAAAGCUUGUAUUGAACACUGAAGGUUCGUUUGAGCAAGUGCAAACAUCUUGGCGUAGAAGAUUAUCAACAGUGUGUGAAUAAGUGAUUAGCUCUAAGCUGUCGAGAAACACUAGAAGAAGGCUGUAGUGCAUCGCGGUCGGCACCAAAGGUCUAUCAUUAUGCAUUGAAAUCGAUAAUUAUGCAUUACCCUCCCGGUCGCACCGUUGGACAUCGCAGUAGCAGCAACAGCACCAGUUACGGUAGUGUUAAGGGUGAAGGUAUAGUGAAACAAAGUUCAAGUGUGGUCAGAAUAAGGUGCAAUAAAGCCACAUCUCCGGGGACAACUGUGACCGACUGUAGCCAUGACGAAAUUUACGAGUUUGGAUAAGAAACCACCAACUUGGAGAGUCAAUGCGGAGAAUGAGCCACGGUUUCCGAAAGUGUGACUAACCAUGUGACAAUGUGCAUCGGAUCGAACGGAAAGCCAUUAAAACUGAACAGUCAGUGUAGGCAGUAAAUAAUCGGUGGGUUCUCCUGUGAAAGUGAACUGGGAAGACUUGGAAGUAGCAAUUUCCUGGUCACAGCUGCGUGGUUGGCCAACGAGGGCCAAUGAGUAAUAAGCACGGUGAAAGGAGAAGAAAAGGUAGUGAUUGAAGUGUCGUUUGGUUAAUUUCACGUUCAUUCUGAAAUUUUGCGAGACUGGCGGUUGAGCGAAAGCCUUCAAUUUUCCCCCCGUCGCCGCAGCCGGACACGAUGAGGAAAAUUGAUGCCACUAAUGCCAAAUACCUGCUCGACUAUCUGUACUACACCCGAGACGAUGAGCAGUUUCGUUUCUAUAAGAAGUCAAGAUCAUCAAUAUUUCGCGGCGUGAUUCUGUGUCUGUGCCUGAACCUAACCUACGCCAAUGUGGCCCGAUUCCCACGCGAACUCCAGCAGCAUGGAUCCGCUUUCCUCGUGCCCUACGUCAUACUGCUGCUCCUGGUCGGGCUGCCGGUUGUGUUGCUCGAAAUUUCGUUGGGACAAUUCCUCGGACAGGGAUCGGCGCACAUGUGGCGAGCGGCGCCCUUUCUCAAGGGUGCCAGUUUGGUCGGACGAAUCGCCUCUUGGCUGGCGGCGAUCUGGACCUCGAUGCAUUCGGUGAUUGCGUUGCUGUACGUAGGAAUGUUGUCAUUCAAAUCUGUGCCAUUUAGAGAGUGUAAUAAGGCCGUAACGAUCAACCAGCAGUCCAUUCAUGACGGUUAUGAUGUGGAACCCAAUAGCGGACAGGAAUGUUUGAAAUUAACGUUUCUACGUCCAGUGUGGCGAAGUUCUCUCUACUUUGGGCUGCUUGCGUUGAGUUUGAUUCUUUUAUGGGUCAUUUCGAUGGUAUGUACGCAUAGUGGAAAGAUCAACCGACGGUCGAUUUAUCUGUUUGGAUUUUUGGCGUUGGUUUUGCUGAUCUUUGAAACCGGAUGGGAAGUAACGAAAGCCAUCAACGAUGAGUAUGUGCCCGGACUGUGGCCAUUUUAUCCGGAGUCAUUUGCCGAUAGCACGCUGUGGUUCAAUGCGUUGGUGCAAGUUAUCUACUCGCUAAAUAUUGGUAUCGGAGCAGUGCCAGUCAUUACAGGGCAGUUCCUAUAUAAAGGAGAUGCCAUCAAAACAUCAUUCGUCUACAUUUUCUUCAACAUCCUGAUCACAUCGAUUGCGGUGAUUUUCUACGUAUUUCAAUUUCAUAACACUGCAAACGAUCCACAUCUGCUGUACCCUGAGCUGACCCCAUUGACAUCCAUUUACGAUCGAGCUGUAACGGUGCAUGAAUUGGAUCACCUCAUACAGCAGCUCAUUCCAGCUCUAGGCUACGCAUUGCUCUUUAUAUCAUCCAUCGUGUCGAUGACGAUCUACAUCUACACUUCCACCAGAAUGAUUCGAAAGCAUCCAAACUACACCGUGUGUCUGGCAGGCCUAGUUGUCGCAAUAGCUGGACUAUUGUGCCCGAACUACAUCUUCCCACGGAUCCUGGACACACGAAUCGUAGGAUCGUUGAUAGUUUGUGCGAUGAUUUUCGAAAUAAUUCUGAUUAUCUGGGUGUACGGAUCGAAGAACUUGUACACCGAUCUGGAGUUUUCGCUGGGACGACCUGUGCUCAAAGCAUGGCUAUUCAUUUGGGGAUUAAUUCCGGUGCUGCUGAUUUCCAUCCUCUCUUGGUGGACGAUUACGUAUUUUGACAACGAUUUACUUAUCGAUUACUUCCCAAAGUGGCUACCGGUAGUAUUCAGUUUAGGCGUCAUUAUGUUAUUGGCAUGUGUGGAAAUCAGCAAACAAGUAGACUACAACAUAUUCAGUAUGAUCCAUGGAGCUACAAAACCAUCGAAAGAUUGGGGACCUGCUGACCCCUUAGUUCGACAUGCUUGGAAGCAAUGGAAAUCUGUUUGUGAAGAUACCGGAGAACGAGACUUCACGUUGAGGCGGCGUGGCACCAAAGACUACACCAAUUCUAUUAAAAAAGGCCAGUACUCUCACUCCAACAAAUACGGAGUUUCAAACAAAAACCUUUCGACCGCGGGGAGCAACUCGCCCAACUACAGUGGUUCUGUAUUUGGAGACUCAGCCAUCGAAGAGGACAUCAGUGUAGAAAAAUUUCCGCAAUACAAGCAACAAAACUCAGCCUAUAGCGUCGACUCCAACAUUGACAAGUCCCCACACACAUCUGCCAGUUCACGAAAAUCGUCCCAAAUCGAUAAACGAACACCAAGCGAACGAAGCCAAGCUGGAUUAAUCAGUUCGAGGAAAACCUCCGAUAACAGCUUUACGUCUCGAAUCGAAAUAAUGGGCGACGAUCAUGCCUACCGGAGUGCCAUCGUACGUAAUCCUCUGGCCAAAGCGGAUGGAGCUCAAAAUUUCAAAACCAGCCACCAUCACUUGGCACCCCCCGUGCCGACACAUCAUACUUCCUCACAGAUGACGACGAGUCAACAGCCUGCGAAACCGCAGAACCAUCAAAAUGGCCAUUCGAAGAAUCCUUAUCCGGAAGAGGGUUACAAUCGGGAUAUCUACAUCAGCAAUGGCCAAGCGGAUCACAUCUGUUGGCGCAAAUUCUCCAUCAACUCCGAAGAAUAUUCAACCGAGCUUUAAAACUAGUGAACGUUUUUUUUAGCUAGGCACGUUCGGAUCUUCGUUGCGAAAAAGCGAUUUGUUACAUUUGUUAUUUUUUGUAUAUAUUAGUUCAAAUAACGACGAGCUUAACGCGUAGGUACUUAUCAACUCUGCGUCUCUGUGCAGUUGUGAAACAAAGUCUAGUGAAUAUAUGUAUCAUAUGACCGUAGUAGUUACAAAAAAAGGCCAAACUUAUUUAUUAAAGCUACAUCUGAUAACCCAAAACAGAAUCUAGUAUCAUUGUAAUUUUAAUUGUUCCUUUCUAAAAAAAAUAUCUAACGUUUGAUCUAUCCUGCAAAACUCUAAACUUAAUCUUGGUUGGUAAUCACUCAGUGCGGUUUGUAAGUAAACGUAUUCCAGCACACAUUCCCUAAGUUUGUGUUAGGGUAAUAAAUAGGACUGAAUAAUAGUUGAUAUUCCAAUUUUAUGUAUUAUACAAAUGUUUACUUUUCAAAGCGAAUGUAAUUGUAGUCUAGUAGAACCCUAAAAGUGAUUAUCGUCUCAUUGUAAAGCGAACAGCCAAAUUAGAAACCAACACAAGUUCGACAGUUCGUUUGCGAAACAAACCUCGCUCAAACGCACUGUCCGAACAGUAGGAAACGCCUCCUGAAAGUGAUUAUUCCUGCAUUAUAACUUGAACUCUGUCGGAUGGAGCAAUUCUUAGGAAGAUAAGUCAGGACUACUGUGUAAUUGUUUGAAUAUUAACUUUAAAAAGGCAGAUAUAUUGGUGAUGUUAAAAACGAAAGGAUCAACAAAGUCAAUUGAUUAAAAUGAAAAUAAAAUA
This is a messenger RNA of Aedes aegypti (yellow fever mosquito), 4344 nucleotides long. It is a transcript of the gene blot, whose product is annotated as sodium- and chloride-dependent neutral and basic amino acid transporter B(0+). The transcript is spliced from 8 exons. Gene Ontology annotation, cellular component: membrane. Lineage: Eukaryota; Metazoa; Arthropoda; Insecta; Diptera; Culicidae. Bases 1182 to 3539 code for a protein of 785 amino acids. The record is from RefSeq and is a predicted model, not a curated record. Gene Ontology annotation, biological process: sodium ion transmembrane transport.